Molecule: messenger RNA, 633 nt
Organism: Monoraphidium neglectum
Lineage: Eukaryota; Viridiplantae; Chlorophyta; Chlorophyceae; Sphaeropleales; Selenastraceae
Exons: 5
Coding region: 1-633 (210 amino acids)
Biological process (GO): hypoxanthine metabolic process; XMP salvage; GMP salvage
Cellular component (GO): cytoplasm
Molecular function (GO): hypoxanthine phosphoribosyltransferase activity
Source: RefSeq, a predicted model, not a curated record
AUGGCGAACCCCGGCGAUAUCAAGAAGCGGUACUGCUACAUCCCCACGCGCAUCGCGCGGACGUACCUGCAGCACCAAUACAAAGCCAAGGUCGCAGUUCAGGCCGUCGGCCUCUCGCUGUACGAGUCGGAGAUGGACGGCUGUGACGUCAGCCGCCGCACGGUCAAGGUGACUCAGUGGCUCCAGUACGGCUCAGGGCCGGGCGCGGUGUCGCUGUCGGGGCAGCGCAUCCUGAUCGUGGACGAGGUGGACGACAGCCGCAAGACCCUGGCAGCCUGCGUGGCCACGCUGCAGGCGGACAUCGACGCGGCGCGCGCCGCGGCGCUCGCAGCUGGCUCAUACUGGGAGGAGCCCGAGGUCGGCAUACUCGUGCUGGCCUACAAGCGGCGCGAGAAGCUGGCGGAGCUGCCCACAGACCUUAUGAAGAGCAGGUACUGGUCCUGCAUCGACAUGGACGACUGCUGGUGCGUGUUUCCCUGGGACGCCUUUGACAUCUACGACCACACGCGGCUCGCCGAGGCCCCGGGGGCGCACAGCGGCGGCGCCGCCGGCGGCGGCAUCGCGGCGCCCAAGGCGGAGGGCUGCGCGACCGCGAGCAGCCUGCUGGCCGCGUCGGCGCGCAAGCUGAUGUAG